AUGCUGGUGGACACCGCCACAUCCACCGGCCCACCCCGCCAGGGCCCCGGCAAAUCCUCCCCACGUCUCUUCAGUGACAUCGUAACCUACAAUCCUCAUAACAAAGGCUACAAUGUCCUCUCCUCAUUCCCACCAGAUGAUGACUCGGAAGAAGCCCAGAAACUCUAUCAACGUUCUGGCCACCCUCACCGUUUCAUUCUCAAACCGAACCAAAGCACCCCGCGAUCAUAUCCUAUCGAAGCAGGUGCAACCCAUAUUAUCGCAGCUGUCUGCCAAAUCUGUCGCCAACACGUCGAAAUCCGUCUCCGAUAUGCUGACAAUGUGCCUAUCGCUUCUACUUGUCCCACUCCUCAGAAUCCCCUUCAUCAUUUUCGACACGACCCUGCGCGAUCCGGUCCCUUCAUUGAUAAAAACAGGAUUGAAGAGAUAUCCGGCGACAUAGAUGUCCACCAUUUUGACUGCACGAACGCCGGUUGUAAAACCAGUGUUACCAUUACUACCAAAGGCCGUCGUAUAACCACUCGGUUUCAGGCUCUCCUUACGGACGGGACGAUCCUUUGGAAUAGAAAUAAACUGGCCUUUGAGACAUACCCGGACUCAUUCGUAGACCCCAAAGCUCCCGAAGGAGAGAGAAACCCCGUCAUGAAACCCGUGCCAACACCGGCUAUGGUACUGAAGACUAUGAGAACAGUCAUCGGUGGUGUUACUGCGAGAAAAGAAAGACGGAAUAUUCCUAGGUUGAAUACUAGGUUUUUAACUCAACUAGGAGAUGAGUGUCACGAGAUGAUGGAGAUUUUGGGAUUCGUCAUAGACGAAGAGCAAGCAUUGGUACCGCCGAUUCUACCUGAGGAGCCAGGAAAUGGAAUUCCUUUGCAAGAUGAAUUGGCGAAGAUUUUUGAUGACUGGGACCUAGAGUUGAUGAUAUUAACGGCACAAAAUGAGAUCGAUGCUAAUCUAUUUCAGCCCAUUAAUGCGGAAGCUGAUCUAAAGAAAUUACUCGGUGCGACUAACUAUCCAACAAGUCCGGCUUCUAGACGCACUGCGGUGGAUCCCUCCCGACCUGAACACCCAGCGUAUGCCAAUCUAGGUGCGAAUCUAGAUUUCUCAGACGAAAUCCUUUUCUGGGCUUAUCAACGCCAAAAGGAAUGCGACCCUGAGAAUGGGCCCUUUUACUUCGAUUGCCUCUCCGGACUUGCCAAUGGCCGCCACAGCGAAGAACUCCAACUACAAGUCGCAACCCUUCGCUCCCAAGGCGAAUUCUCACGUAGCGAUGUCAAGAAUGCCUACAGCCAGUUAGGAAUCACGACUGAUUUUGACAACGAGAACUUUAUCAUUGGAAAUUUCCAGUCGAGGUUAAGCGAUGCACCAAGACAGGAGAUGGUUCUGAGAGAGGGCUUGAUGACCAUCGGGAAACAUUUAAAAAACGAAAAGAUCAUGAACGCUUCUAAAAAGGUUGUUAUGGAUUUACGCCAAGCCUACGAUGUACUCGGGCUGGGUAUCGGAUCCGACGUCGAUGCCGAUUUUGUGUCUAGUAUCUUCCACUACCAGCUCAACGAAAAUCCAAAUAAUGCUACCAAUCUUUGGGCUGCUUUAAGAGUUAUCGCAGAUAACCGGAAAGCCCCCAAAUUAAUAAGCAUGUGUGACGCUCACGACCAAGGUCUAGAGUUAAUGGACUACGACACCGCUCUUCUACGCCUUCGUGUCAAUGGACAAAUGUCUGACGACACUGUUGUUCAGUACUACGAGGGGGGAGUUACCCAGAAUAACCGGACAACGCUGAGAAGCGCCUUGAAAGUGAUUGCGGAUAAGCGACAGAGUAGAGCUCUGGAGCAUUAUAUCAAGACGGGCAGCAAACUCUUGUUCACAGACGGAAUGGCGGACUGGCCAGUUGGUUUAGAAAAUACGGGCAACACAUGUUACCUCAACAGUUUGUUGCAAUAUUACUUCACUAUCAAGCCGUUAAGAGAUGUUAUUAUGGACUUCGACAAUCACGAAGAAGAUGAAGUUUCUGAGGAACUAUUGGAACGGAAGCAAGUUGGUGGCCGGAAAGUCACUAUGACUGAAAUUGAACGGGCGAAAAAAUUAACCCACGGCCUCAAAGGCUUGUUCCGCGAGAUGGUCACAAGCAAACAAACCUACGUCAGACCGGAAAAGGAAAUUUCAGAGCUUGCUUUGAAUAGUGCGAAUCACGAGGUAUCUGCUCGGAAGAGGUCCGUCGCUUUUAACGACGAACGGCCCGCUGGGUUCAUCGGGCCCAUGUUACCACCUGGCACGGUAAUUGAAAAUGAGGAACCGCUAGCCUUCUCCAUGGACAUCGAUGAGAAACCGCCACGGCUCCGUGUUACUAACGCGGAUGACCAGUCUAGCGAUAUUACUCUCGUAGGGGAAAAUCAGGAACCGCCUGCAUACGAGGACCAGGGAUACAUAGUAGUCGACGGUCAGCCCGGUGCUCCGGAUCCUAGUGGGGAUAUCAAAGGUAAAGGAAAACAAAUUGAAGAGGAAGAACCCGGGCCUAAGAUACAUGCCCCCAAGCCAAUACCAGGCAGGGGAAUAUCGGCGUUGGAUGCUAUGAAUCUUGAUGAUGACAGCGACAGUGCAGUUCCAUUGUUGCAAAGAGAGGUUGAGGAUGAGAGUAUGGAGGAUGCACCAAUGCCACCUACGGCACCUGAGAAAGGCGGAAUGAGAGUUAUACCUCCUAUUCCUGAUCGUCCACCACCUAUUCCCCCAAGGCCGAAGGAGAAGACUGCCGUUUCCGCUUCCGCUGUUUCUGCGCCGCAAUCUUUCGAAUUUGGAAGACAACAAGAUGUCACAGAAUGUAUUGAGAAUGUGAUGUUUCAACUUGAGGCGGCGUUGAAGGCAGAAGGAACAGAGCCUGAUGGAGAGCAGCUGGAUAUCAUCAAAACCCUGUUUUACGGGAAAACUCGACAAACAUUGGAGUUUUCGGCACCAGCGGAGACAAGAGAUAAAGAAGAACGAUUUGCAAACCUGAUGAUCGAUGUUGGAGAAGUUGGGCGGGACAUCUAUACGGCUAUGGAUGGGCAUUUUGAUGCGUCAGUUGUCGAGUUGGAAGGCAAACUUGCACGCAGAUAUCUAUCGAUCACAGCGUUACCAUCGAUUCUACAGAUCCAGAUCCAGCGGGUGCAGUUCAACCGAGCUACGAAAUCUAGCUAUAAGAGUAAUGCGCCGUUGACCUUUGGGGAAAGGAUUUUCUUGGAUAGGUAUAUGGCUAGUGGUGACGAUAAGGGGUUGAUGGCGAGAAGGGAGCAAAGCUGGAAAUGGAAGGCGGAAUUGGAGAAGCUUGAAAAGCGGAAGACAGAAUUGGAAGAAGAAACUGAGGGACUGAAGAUUCAAAUGGCUUUGGAGGCUACCAAGGGAUAUUUAGGUGAGAUUAAUAAUAUCUUUGGUGAGGAUGAGGAUAUGGUCGUGAUACCCUCUAGCUUAUUGGUGGAGUUGGAAGAUCACAAAGAAAGGGUCGGCGGAGAAUUGAGGUACAUCAACGAAAGGAUCAAAGAGCUACAGGGAAAUUUGAACCAGCAAUUCACCGACUUAAGGAAGUAUGGAUAUAGAAUUCACUCCAUUUUCAUGCACAGAGGCUCUGUCAAUUUUGGUCAUUAUUGGAUCUACAUCUAUGAUCAUUAUAACAAAAUUUGGAGAAACUAUAAUGACACGACAGUAUCGAAAGCCGUUGAUGAGGAAGAGAUAUUUAGAGGAAAGAGCAAGGAUGGUGGAACAGAUGGAGGACCAUACUUCCUUGUUUACGUAAGAGAAGAUAGGAUGGAUUGGAUGCAGGCGCUUUGUAGGGAUCUCGGCGAAGGAAGGAAGAGUGAAGGGGUAGCUGUUGAUGAAGGCAAAGAUAAAGGUGGCGUUGUGCCUAUGGAUAUUGGUGGGGUUGAAGAGGGGCUCAAGGGGGGUUAA
Messenger RNA from Orbilia oligospora ATCC 24927, 3915 nucleotides. RefSeq lists its product as uncharacterized. Lineage: Eukaryota; Fungi; Ascomycota; Orbiliomycetes; Orbiliales; Orbiliaceae. Bases 1 to 3915 code for a protein of 1304 amino acids. Gene Ontology annotation, molecular function: proteasome binding; cysteine-type deubiquitinase activity. The transcript is spliced from 10 exons. The record is from RefSeq and is a predicted model, not a curated record. Gene Ontology annotation, biological process: proteasome-mediated ubiquitin-dependent protein catabolic process; protein deubiquitination; regulation of proteasomal protein catabolic process.